Molecule: messenger RNA, 2182 nt
Organism: Ruditapes philippinarum (Manila clam)
Lineage: Eukaryota; Metazoa; Mollusca; Bivalvia; Venerida; Veneridae
Product: acetylcholinesterase-like
Exons: 2
Coding region: 60-1124 (354 amino acids)
Source: RefSeq, a predicted model, not a curated record
AUCAAUCUUACACAUAGCGGUGGAGGUACAACUCGUGUGAAAGUGUUCAGUUAGACUAUAUGAUAAAUAUGGCAUAUUCAUCUAUAGGAAUAACGUUAACUACAUUACUCCUAAUUCUGAUAAAUCAGACUCUCUCAGCAGGGGUUCCAAGUGUUACUACGAAAUUAGGAACUAUAACCGGAGAGACUAAAAGUGUUACUUUUCAAGGAAAUGUGCAUCAAGUUAACAGAUAUCUCGGAAUUCCUUACGCUAAACCUCCAACUGGAGAUUUGAGAUUUCAACGUCCCGAGCCAUUCGGACCAUUUUCCGAGACAUACAAUGCUGCAGAAUUCGGAGCAUCAUGUCCACAACCGAGUUAUCCGCAUAUGCCAGUUGAGAAAAACACCGCUGAAGACUGUUUAUUUCUGAAUAUCUAUGUGCCGCGCCAGGAACCAGAUGAACCGUCUGGUCACGCGGUCAUGUUCUUUAUACAUGGCGGCGGGUUUUCAAUAGGUUCAGGACUUUUAUAUGACGGGGCAGUGCUGUCGUCCAUAGGAAAUGUGAUCAUUGUAACAAUAAACUAUAGACUGGGGCUUCUCGGAUUUCUUGAUAUUGACGACGAAAAGGCGUCCGGAAAUUUCGGAUUAUUCGAUCAACGUUUAGCACUUCAAUGGGUUCAUGAAAAUAUUGAUGCGUUUGGUGGAAACAAAGACAUGGUAACAAUAUUCGGGGAGUCUGCUGGGUCAAUGAGUGUUUCAAUGCAAAUGAUGUAUCCGCCAAAUAAAGGUCUGUUCAGAGGUGGUAUAGCUCAGAGUGGGGCUCUUAGUAUUCCUGGUGUAUACCCCGAAAAUAACAUUGGUAUGGCUAAAUAUUUUGCCGAAAAUAUGAGCUGCAGCGUUGAAACAAUGGAUGAAGUGUUCAACUGUCUAAAAGAAGCGUCGGCUGAGACUUUAAUCCAGGUAGUUAUGGAUGCAAUGGCAUCUGGUGGAAUGGCGUCUGCUGCUAGUGUGGGUGCUAUUCCAACAAUUGACGGCAAAUUCAUCAGAACCAAUCUUGGUGAUUUGCUUAAGAAAGCAGGGACUGACACCUUUGAGGAAAUAGACUUCUUCCGGUCAAUCAAACUGAUAAAACGGCGUAAAUGGUAACGAAGGGGCUUUGUUUUUAAUGAUGCUUGGAAAUGCUGAUACGUUGGAAGACCUGGAAAUAACCCGAGAACAAAUGAACACACAACAAAUUCCUGGUGCACUAGCAGUUAUGUAUGGUAAUAAACCUGUUCCGGAAGUGGUGAAACAACUUAUGAUUUCGGAAUACACGGACUGGGAGAAUCCAGACGAUCCAAAACGAAUCCGUGGGCAGGUAGUGGAACUUUUUGGGGACAUUUUUUUCAACACUCCUGCUGUGGACAUGAGCAGGGUUCAUUCAAAUGCAUCGAAUAUUGACAGUUAUGUGUACAAUUUUCUUCCUAAACUGGAGAAGCCCCUACUUCCAUUACCUAAGUGGGUGAAGUAUGCGAACCAUGGAGAUGAAUUAGGACCUGUAUUUGGCUACAACUUUGAUCCUAAGGCCCUUUUCAAUAUAUCUGAGUACACGCCACCAGAAUGGGAGCUUGACCUUUCAAACAGAAUGAUGAAAUAUUGGUCAAACUUUGCUAAAACUGGCGAUCCAAAUAAACCAGAUUCGGAACUGUUAGCAUGGCCAAAGUAUGACGUCAAUUCUCAGUCCUAUUUCAUGUUUGAUAGAGAAGAUUCCAUUGGUCAAUAUUUGUAUGCAAGACCAACGGACUUCUGGAAGAAAAUUGUUCCAGCUGUGAUCGAUGCUACUGAGCACGCGCAAACAGUGACGUCACAGUUUGGAAAGAAGGAAGAACAAACAUGUGAUAAAGAUGGAAAUUGCGGAUAGCUACAAACACUUUUACUUUUUUUAUUUUAUAUACAACAUUCUAGUGUCUUAUACAAAUAAAGGAACAUGUUUGUUUUGUACACCAUAUUAGCAUAUUGGUGAGAUUUAAAGUCUGAUUAUAUUAGAGAAAAUAAGAACUAUUUAUAUGCAAGUUUUCUACGUUUUUCUCCUUCGUUCUUCUUGUUCAGCUCCGCCAUUUUGUUAAAUCUUAAGGUAAUUUGCACAUCGGAUUACAAAAUAAUUUCAAUUAGGGGUUUAUAAAAUUUUGUACGUACAUGUGUCGUUUUACUAUUUUUUUUUGUUU